CUACAGUUUACAUUACAACUCCAUUAGCACGGCCAUCUAUCGCAAGCGAUGAGCAGCCCCUCCAAGCGUAACCUCUUCUUUCCCGCCGACUCGGACUCGGAGGAAGAAGCCGCUCCCGCGAGUGACGGGCCCUCGCGAAAGGAAGCGCUGUUCAUUCCCGGCGACGACGACGAUGACUUCGUGGUGGUCGGCGGUUCGGCACCUUCCUCACGUUCUUCCCCUCCACGAUCAUCCUCCCGACCAUCUGCGUCCAGACAAUCAUCCUCCUCCAAACUCACGUCGUCCGCCAAGCUCCCCUCCUCGCCACCGGCUGCUCCAUCGCGUUCCAAGCGCCCCGCGACCCAGGAGCAUCGCUCGACCGUGCGGCCUAGCUUCACGCGCGGCUACCUCGGCGAAUUUGUUUGCGAGGGCUGGUCUCUGUCCAAGGGCAAGGGAUACUGCUCGCCGGGGAGCGUGGUUGUCUUUGAGCGUCCCAAGGCCAAGGCCGUCGACAAACUCGGACCAGAUACAAGCGCCAAGCUUGGCCCAGCUCGAUUAGUGAACGGCAAAGUCGUACACGCCAAGUCAAAGAUCGGUGGGAAGCAAAUGACACUCGGUGCCAUGAUGAAGAAAGCGGCACCAAUUACGAAGAAGGCGGCGGCGAAGAAGGUCGACCAAGUUGUGCGCUUCCGAAAUGAGCGGGGCUUUGAGGUCGGUCGCUUAUCUGUCACUGAGGCCGGAUUUCUGGUCCACCUGCUCGAUGCGGGUGUAAUCGAGCUGGAGGGGCAUGUGAUUGACUGUCCGCAAGUUCUUGCGACGGGCAGCACCAUUCUGCUGAAUGUCAAGGUGUAUCUCGCGCGUCAGGGGUUCGAGAAGAUAGAGAAGAAGGACCGCUUAGAAAGCAAUACUUUCUGGCAGGAACAGCAGGAGACGGCUGAAGAGGAGGCCAUGCGCUCGCGUAAAGAGGCAUUAGGCGCACUAUUCAGUCGCAUCGGCGUGAAGCCUUUGCAGUCCAACGAGCUCGUGCUCGCGCAGAAGAAGCCUGGGUCCGCCGCUGCCAUUUUUGACGCGAACCUCAAGUCGACAGUGUCGCCGCGCAAAAGCCCACGUAAGAGUCCAAGUCCAGGGUCCGGCAAGGACAAGGGAAAGGCGUCCGCACGGAACAGCGAUGAAGAGGAGGAGGACUCAGGCGACGAAGAGGAAAAGCUCAACGAUGAGCAAUUGAACGAAAUCGACACCAUCUACCGGAAGGCACAGAUGAACGACGCGAACCUCCUCGAGUCUGAGCCACCAGACACCUUCCUUUACACGCUGCGACCGUAUCAGAAACAGGCACUCACCUGGAUGCAGGCUCGUGAAGCGGGCAAGGACAAUCUCCGAGACUCGAACCAGACCUUGCAUCCCCUUUGGGAGGAGUACGCUUUCCGGAAAGACCGUCAGGUCGGCGAUCCCAUCGAGAUUGAGGAUGACGAUGAUAUCAUCGACCCCUCGCGCAAGUUCUUCUGGAACCCAUAUAGCGGCGAGUUGAGCCUCGAGUUCCCACGGGCAGAGAACACCGCCCGCGGUGGCAUUUUGGCGGACGCGAUGGGCAUGGGCAAAACAUGUAUGAUGACGUCGCUCAUUCACGCCGCCCGCGACGACGAAGAGCCUGAGUCCUCUCAGCCUGUCAAGGAGGAGGGCGAGGACGACGAGGGACCGUCGAAGCGACGCAAGUUCGUUCAGGUCACGCUUUCGAGUAAGUGGCAGGCGGUUGCCAACGCGCCAAAACCAAAGCGCCAGCCACCUCGUGCGACGCUUGUCGUUUGCCCUGUCUCGCUCGCCGCACAGUGGAAGGACGAACUCGAGAAGAUGAGCGCCCCGGGUUCAAUUACGGCUGCCUUGUGGUAUGGUAACGACCGCGCAGACAUUAGCCGGCUGUUGGCCCAGGAAGGCAAGAAGAAGGUCGACGUCGUCAUCACCAGUUAUGGCACUCUAGGAAGCGAGUACGGGCGGUGGAAGAAGAACAAGGACAAGCCAAACUACGACGGCAGCAGUAUAUACGACUACCAAUUUCUACGCAUUGUGCUCGACGAGGCGCAUAACAUCAAGAAUCGCACCGCGCAGAUUGCAAAGGCGUGCUAUGAGCUGAAGGGGAGACGGCGAUGGGCCCUCACGGGUACGCCUAUUGUCAACCGCCUGGAUGACCUGUACUCUCUUCUCCACUUCCUCCGCUUAGAACCAUGGGGCCUGUACAGCUUUUUCCGCAGCUUCGUCACAAUCCCUUUCCUCAACCAGGAUCCCAAGGCGAUCAACGUUGUCCAGUUCAUUCUGGAGUCGUGCCUUCUGCGCCGAGAGAAGAACAUGCGAGACAAGGACGGUCGCCUGGUGGUCGACUUGCCGUCCAAAACUGUCGAUGUGCAGGUGCUUCAGUUCUCCCGGACAGAGCGCCAAAUCUACAAGCAGCUGGAGAAUCGCGCGCGGCAAAAAUUCAUCGAGCUCGACGCAGACGGUCGCGCAAUGUCCAAUUACACGUCUAUUUUGGCCAUGCUCAUGAAGUUGCGGCAGUGCGUAGACCACCCGCUACUCGUAAUGAGCAAGGGCGGAGAGGAGGAUGAGUCGGGUGAUCAGUUGCUGGACGGUGACACCGAGGGGGCGGACGAGGGUAACAUCAAGGAAUUGAUAGCGUCGUACGCUGGCGGCGAGGGAUCUGGGGCAGUCGACCCGGCGUUCGCGGUGCAGGUGCUGAAAGAGCUUGGUGACGCCGAGUCAACACCCGAGUGUCUUAUCUGUUUCGGCGAGGUGUUCGACGAGGUGCUCCUGCCCUGCUAUCACCGAGGGUGCCAGGAUUGCAUUGUUGAUUACAUCGGCCACUGUGAAGAUUUGGGCAAAGAGGCGACAUGUCCCACAUGUGACAAAGGGCCGCUGAAAGUGUCUGACUUGCGGACGGUGCAGCGACGGCGACGACGAGCAAACCCGUUUGAGAGUGCCGCUUCGCAGGACACUGUGACAAUCGGCAAGGUGGACCUUGUCUCGAGCACCAAGCUGCGCGCUUUGGCGCGCAAACUGGAGAGCAUGAGACUGGAGGAACCCACGUACAAGGCGCUCGUGUUCUCGCAGUUCACCUCCUUCCUCGAUUUGAUCGAGCAGACGUUGACGAAAGAAGGAGUUCGCUGGCUGCGAUUCGAUGGGUCCAUGAGCCAGCAACAGCGCGCGGCCUGUGUUGAGGAGUUCGGUCAACCGGCCAACGAGCCCGUCGUCCUGCUUAUCUCACUCAAGGCGGGUGGCGUUGGCCUCAACCUCACUAUGGCCAACCACGUCUUCAUGAUGGAUACAUGGUGGAACGAGGCCAUAGAGCAGCAGGCUAUCGACCGCGUGCAUCGCCUCGGACAGAAUCGCCCGGUUUUUGUCACUCGGUACAUUAUCAAGGGCACCGUGGAGAAGCGAAUCAUGAAGAUUCAACGGACCAAGACGGCGCUGAUCAACGCAUCCCUUGGCCAAAAGCAGCGCGCUUCGCUCGCCGACAUCAAGAAGAUCUUUGGAUUGGAUGAGGCGGAUUCGGAGGACGAAACGUUCUGAUGCAUCUGGUGAAGCAGGGGAGUAGAGGCUUCUUGGGAGAUGCGCGAUGGAAGCGUGGGAUGUGUGUGUGCGGUGGCGUUCGACGGCGGAAAUGGGAAGGUGGGCGGCGUCAGACUGUCAUCGCCGAGAUCUCGCCCCAUUGUCAUGAGAUCCCUCCCCUCCUCCCCCACACUUGGCACCGCGGCCAUCACGGUGCCCCUCGCCGUCGCGCCCCGAAGUCAACAUAAAACACGGCCUGGGAGCU
Messenger RNA from Cutaneotrichosporon oleaginosum, 3778 nucleotides. RefSeq lists its product as uncharacterized. Gene Ontology annotation, cellular component: nucleus. Gene Ontology annotation, molecular function: hydrolase activity, acting on acid anhydrides, in phosphorus-containing anhydrides; nucleic acid binding; zinc ion binding. The record is from RefSeq and is a predicted model, not a curated record. Gene Ontology annotation, biological process: DNA repair. NCBI's taxonomy places the organism in Eukaryota, Fungi, Basidiomycota, Tremellomycetes, Trichosporonales, Trichosporonaceae.